GCUCCAAACAUUUCGAAGUCAAAAAAGUCGCAUCGCUCAAAAUUCCCGGCUCACCAGUUCAAGCCGGAAUCUGAACGGAUCCUUCGUUGACGCCAAUAGUCAGAAACUGAACGGCCGAGCUUCACGAUCAGCUGAGCGGCGGAAAGUAUCCAGUGGUACGGAGUCUGCGGCGAUGCCGUCUCGCCGACCUCAGAACUCGGCGUCUCCGGCUGAAAACAAGUCGCGACGGCGUGCUGUGGUGCCCGUGGAGACUUGGUUGCCGCCUGAUUGGGUGGUUGAAGAUAGGGUUCGGACCUCUGGUGCGACAGCUGGAUUGGUUGACAAGUAUUAUGUUGAUCCAAGCUCAGGACGUCGAUUCAGGUCAAAGAAAGAAGUGCUUAAAUUUCUAGAAACUGGAACCUUUCCUAAUGCUAAUAAAAAGAAAGGAAUGGAAAAUUCUGUUGCUGGCAAGGAUUCUCCUGAGAGCUCUACCGGCAAGAAACGUGUGAAGAAGUCUGGCACUGAGGCAAAGUCUUUGAACUUUGAUUUCUUCAAUGUGCCUGAGAAGGUUGACUGGGUAUUAACUGAUAGUUCUACAGACUGUUGGACUCCUUUUAUUGGAGAUGAGAAGGUGGAAGAAUCUGUUACACAAGAAUGGGCUGCUGCAUUCACAUACGUAACAGCCGGCAAUACUGGUCAGGUGGCGCUUUGAUAACAUAAUCUGCCCCCCAGUAUAGAGCAUGGUCUCACGGACUCAUACUGACUACUAAUAGGGUUCUUUUUCUUUUGGUGUCACUUUUAUUUUGCUCUAGUUGCUUGACAGUUGAUUUGAUUAGUUCCAUUGGACAAACAGCCAUACUCACCAGGAAGUUAGAAACUUUUUGUUUUGGGUUGCAGGUUAUAGCGUUAUAGAAUUCAUUCACACGUAAUUUCUUGAUCUUUUCUUCUUUUUGGUCAUAUUAACUCUUGGUUAUUAUUCAAAACUGAUACUGGGUUGUUGAAAAGGUUGUGUACACAAGAUCCUUGUGUUUAAUUGAUUUCUUUAUGGUCAUGGAUUGAUAUUAUUCAU
Rubroshorea leprosula is the source of this 1048-nucleotide messenger RNA. The record is from the annotation of a GenBank genome assembly. Lineage: Eukaryota; Viridiplantae; Streptophyta; Magnoliopsida; Malvales; Dipterocarpaceae.